Molecule: messenger RNA, 381 nt
Organism: Didymodactylos carnosus
Lineage: Eukaryota; Metazoa; Rotifera; Eurotatoria; Philodinida; Philodinidae
Source: the annotation of a GenBank genome assembly
AUGGGGAGCGUUACUUCUAUCCAGGAAAACUGUGAAGAACAAGCACAAGAUCCAGAGGCACCUCCACUCACUCGCGCGCUAGCUCGGGCACAACAGCUCUAUAAUAUCGCCAUUCUGAAUUUCGGUGUGGCCGAUCUCCGUUCGAUUACACGUUUAUUACGUUGUUCGCUUUCUGGAACAUAUAAAGUGGAUCGACAGACGUUGGUGGUGUUAGGUGGUGCGGUUAUAUAUGUUGCAAUGCCGUGCGAUGCUAUUCCUGAUUUCAUUCCGGUCUUAGGAUAUUUAGAUGAUGCCUAUAUACUGCGUCAGGCCAUAACUACAUGCUUGUCGGAAAUACGACGGUUUCAGCAGUGGGAAGAAGAACAACAAAGGAAUAAAUAA